UUGCAUGAUUAUAGCAUUAUUGAGCAAACGGCACUAAGAGACAAACGCAAUGCAGCUCAAAUAUUUUUGGAUGAGUGGAGUACUAUGGAGAGAAACAGACCAACAUUAAAAUUAUUACAGGAACUUCUUACAAAAGCUAAAUUAUUUAGAGCUGCUGACUAUGUUGCAUGUGAUAUAUUAAAACAGGAAAGACCAAAAAGGCCAGAUUAUGGUCCAGCUGCUUCUGUCGAUAUAAGUGAUGAAGCCAUAGAUAAAUUAGUACAUGAUAAGCUAAUGCUUUUACAAAAUACAUUUCCUGAUCAUUUGUUGGAAUGUAAUGCCAAUCAUAAAUCAGCAGAGGAAAAACAUGCAGACGAUAUGCCAUAUGGAGGCUCGAUUCAAGAAUUAAGUUCUGAAGAAUUGCCAGUGCCAGUUAUUUCUUAAUAGCUGCAAAUAACUCGCAGAAAAAUGUUUAUAUGAAGAAAUAUUUUAUAUUAAUCUAGAUUUAUAAUUUGUCUAUUGUAAUAUACAUGUGAAUAAAUAAAUGUUAUAUUUUGAAUA
Molecule: messenger RNA, 540 nt
Organism: Wasmannia auropunctata (little fire ant)
Lineage: Eukaryota; Metazoa; Arthropoda; Insecta; Hymenoptera; Formicidae
Gene: tub
Product: protein Tube-like
Exons: 2
Source: RefSeq, a predicted model, not a curated record